AGCUCAAAAUCUAGGUCGGCCAGUCCAGUAAAGAGAAAAAAUUUCAGCGUUUCUGCGUCAAGAUCGAAAACUCCACGCAGACAAAAGCAUUCCAAAAAAAGUUCUCCAACAAGAUCGAGGAGUCGAAGUUAUGGAAAGCACAGCAGAUUUCGAUCACGUACACGGAGAGAGUCUUAUGAUGCGAGAAGAUUACAUUCCAGAAAAAGAUACAACAAAAAGUCUCCCAAUGGAUCACCUCCGUCAAAACGAAGACGCAUGGGUGAUAGGGAGAAUCCUAAGGAAUGCAAAUGCUUAGGAAUUUUUGGGAUGAGUUUUUACACAAAUGAACAAACGCUUCGUGAUGUGUUCAAGAAAUAUGGCCCGAUUGAUAGGAUUCAAAUAAUAUAUGACCACUAUAAUUCAAGAUCUCGAGGAUUUGCUUUCGUCUCAUUCAAACAUAUUGAUGAUGCUGUAAAUGCGAAAAAGGAUGCAUCUGAUAUGGAAAUUGAUGGUCGUAGGGUCAGAGUUGAUUAUUCGAUAACUGAGAGAGCACACACGCCAACACCAGGAACAUACAUG
Messenger RNA from Helobdella robusta, 558 nucleotides. RefSeq lists its product as hypothetical. The record is from RefSeq and is a predicted model, not a curated record. Gene Ontology annotation, molecular function: RNA binding. The transcript has a single exon. Gene Ontology annotation, biological process: positive regulation of mRNA splicing, via spliceosome. NCBI's taxonomy places the organism in Eukaryota, Metazoa, Annelida, Clitellata, Rhynchobdellida, Glossiphoniidae. Gene Ontology annotation, cellular component: spliceosomal complex. The annotation marks the transcript as partial.